AUGUUUUUCAGGAAUAGUUGCAAAGGGUUCAAAGGAGCGUGGCGUACCUCGCGAGUUUCUGUAAUAAGUAAGGACCCUGUCGUCAGCAACGAGCAGAAAGCUGAUGCUUUCUGGAAGCGGAUUGUCGACUACUUCAACGCAAGCCCUCACCUGGUUGGGACAAUACCGAGAGAGCUUGGUCCUUGCAAGCAGAGGUGGGCUAGGAUUAACGAGCAAGUAUCCAAGUUUGCUGGAUGCUAUGAUGCGGCUCUGAGGGAGCAGAGAAGUGGUCAAAAUGAUGAUGAUGUGAUGAAAGCUGCGUUAGACAUAUUCUUCAAUAAUAACGACUACAAGUUCACCCUGGAUCACUGCUGGAGGGAGCUGAGGCAUGACCAGAAAUGGUCCUCUACCUAUCUGGCUAAGGACGGAGGAAAGGAAAAGCGCAAACAAGUGUUUGAGGGUGAUAGAGAAGAAGAGAAAGUGGGAGAAGCAGAGGGUAGACUUAUCGGGGUAAAGGCUGCGGAAGCUGGUAAUAAGAAGAAGAAGAGUGGUAGAGAAGAGGAGUUGUCAUAG
Brassica napus (rape) is the source of this 552-nucleotide messenger RNA. Its product is annotated as glutathione S-transferase T3-like. The record is from RefSeq and is a predicted model, not a curated record. The transcript is spliced from 2 exons. The coding region runs from base 1 to 552 and encodes 183 amino acids. Lineage: Eukaryota; Viridiplantae; Streptophyta; Magnoliopsida; Brassicales; Brassicaceae.